Messenger RNA from Sitodiplosis mosellana (orange wheat blossom midge), 1114 nucleotides. RefSeq lists its product as uncharacterized. The record is from RefSeq and is a predicted model, not a curated record. Gene Ontology annotation, biological process: negative regulation of G2/M transition of mitotic cell cycle. The coding region runs from base 149 to 1042 and encodes 297 amino acids. Lineage: Eukaryota; Metazoa; Arthropoda; Insecta; Diptera; Cecidomyiidae. The transcript is spliced from 2 exons.
AGUUGCCCGAUGUUUAUUCAUCGCUCGGUUUGACGUUUCGUGUCACAAACUGCUUGAAAACUCAACAUUGGGACACAGAACGUGAAAAGCAAAGUGAAAAUCUCGACGAGUCAUUUGUUUUGUGUUGUUAGAUUUUAAAGUUUCGAAUAUGGAUAAAAAACAGAAAAAAAAUUCGCAGAAGAGUGCAAAGCCUACCAAAAAGUCGCAACCAGUUGUGGAUGAAAAGCCAAAAAGACUCGACUCAAAAGCACCGAAACAAUCUUACGAUUUGCCGGCUGUUCAAUGCAAAGAUACACUUUUGCUGGAUUAUGACUACAGCAAACAAUAUUCGAAGCGAAAUUUGGUGAGCAAUUGGGAUAAAUACGCCGAUUUACCAGAUGACGAUGAUGACAAUGGACAAUUGUCAGCGGCUGAUUUUGAACAACUUUUGUCUGCAUCCAAAUCAAUUGGUGAUCACUUUACAUUCGCCGCCGAACGAAGCUGGUUGCAAAAUGAUGGUGGCAAUGCAUCUGAUGAAGGUUCAGUCGCUGCUGAUUUAUUCAAGUUGAAUAUUUCGAAUUUGAAGAAUGGAAUUGGCCGAUUACCAUUCUAUAUGCGUCAAGGUCUGCCCAAGGAAAUGUUUACGGACGAUGAAAUUACCAGCAUGAACUACAGAGCCAAUUACUUUGAGAAUGAAAAUAGCCAUAAGUUAUCAGCAGGGAACGAAAUAAAUCAAAAUCUACUGAAUAUACUUACGAAGGAGAAUGUGAAAGAUACAUCGAGUACAAAUGAGAAAAGGAAAACUGAUUACAGCUCCAAGAAAAUCGUUAACGCUCCAUCAAAGAAAGUCGAAGUAAAAACACCCACACAAAAGGACAUUCCGCAGAGCUCAAGGGAGGCAGAACUUAUCGAUCAACUUACCGAAAUCAAAUUGACUCCCACAGUCACCACAAUCCCAAGCAAAAGUAAUCCAAUUAAUACACCCUCAAGUAGCACCAAAGUCAAGUCCAACAAAACGGAGGAUAUCCAAGAUUGGCUCGACGAUAUCCUGAAUGAAAAUUGAAAAUCGCAUUCUUUGAAUAUAUUGAAAAUUGAUAAAUUGAAAUAAAAACGUUUAUUUUUGAUAUUAAAUCCA